Messenger RNA from Stylonychia lemnae, 1023 nucleotides. The record is from the annotation of a GenBank genome assembly. NCBI's taxonomy places the organism in Eukaryota, Ciliophora, Spirotrichea, Sporadotrichida, Oxytrichidae.
AUGAAAUAGAAUAGAACUAGGCUGAAAUUCUUGGAACAGGGAGGGGCAAAGACAAAAUUGGUCAUUAAAAAGAUCUUUGUAAAACCAUUUUUCUCUCAUGACUACAAUCUGAUUAUAAACUUAGAGGAAUGUGUGAUCUAUAAUAUAGCAGAUAAAUUGAGUAUUAACAAAAACUAAGGAAUUAGAAAAUUUGAGCUUUACAGAACCAAUAAUGCUCUCAUAAAUCUCUUGAACUAACUUGGCAUUUAAGCUAAUCCUGGCCCUACUCGGAAAUUCUAAUUACUAUUCAAUCCCACUUUCAAACUAAUAAACUGCGAAGCAUUAAAAAUAGCUCUAGGGCUUUCAACGAAAAAUGUUGAGUAGUUUUUAAAGAUGUUUCCUAAUGCUAAGGAUAUUCACAUUCGAGUUAAAGAUAUUGAUGAACUCGAGAAAAUCGAGUUUAAAAAUGAAUCAGUCCGAAAGCUUUAAAUUGAAAAUGAUAAAACUACUAACUCUUAGAAGAAUGUAUUGAUUUGCGAAGUGCUGGAUUUGAUUAUUGAUGAAAGUUGCAAGGAUUUGAGACAACUAACGCUUACUAAUUAUGGCUUCGUGAAGAACAUUACUCUUAAUGCUCCAUAACUUAGUAAACUCAAAAUCAAUGGACUUUUGAGGACAAGACAACUGUCCAUUAACAAAACUAAAAUUCUUUCAAAGAUUUAGAUAAAGGGGAUGAUUUUGGAGCCUGCUUAAAUAAGAGAGAUCAGUCAAGAUUAGAUAAUGAACUCAUAGUUUGACAAAAAGCUGUGGAUACCAAGGAUACUCUUCCAAAACAAUUAAAAUGAUUUAAAGCUGGUUAAGGUUGAAUACAAGUCAAGCGACAAAAACCAAUAAUAAAAUCAGUUUAGCAGCUAAACUAGCAUCAGACAAUUUGACAGUGUGUAGUGUAAAACAAUGGAAUGGAAUAGAUAACAAGGAUUUAAAGGAUUGAUUGAAGAAAUUGAAACAAUUCAAAAAUUAUUUCCAGGAAUCCCAAAAUUAUAUUGA